AUGUCGUGUAAAAGAAACUGCCUCAAAAUUACGGAGCAAAAGAAUCAAGUGACCCGCGCCGAACAGAACAACGACUAUAGGGUUGUUGUUUUCGGUGCGGGAGGUGUUGGCAAAAGUUCGUUAGUUCUACGAUUUAUAAAGGGAACUUUUCGAGAGUCGUAUAUACCAACCAUAGAGGACACAUAUCGUCAGGUAAUCAGCUGUAAUAAAACUAUUUGCACCUUGCAAAUCACCGAUACAACUGGCUCACAUCAGUUUCCAGCAAUGCAACGGCUAUCUAUAACGAAAGGACACGCCUUCAUAUUGGUUUAUUCGGUGUGUUCCAAACAAAGCUUAGAGGAAUUGCGGCCGAUAUGGAAUCUUAUUAAGGAACUCAAGGGCCAGGACAUUGUAAAUAUUCCCGUAAUGUUAGUAGGUAAUAAGUGUGACGAAAGCUCGGAGCUACGAAAUGUUUCGGAGGCAGAAGGGAAAGCCCAAGCUACGGCUUGGAAUAUAUCAUUUAUGGAAACAUCAGCAAAAACAAACCACAAUGUCACAGAGCUAUUUCAAGAACUAUUGAACUUGGAGAAGACUCGACAAGUGUCAUUACAAUUAGAUACGAAGACCAAGAAAAAACAAAAGAAAGAGAAGAAGAACAAGGAAACAAAUGGAGCCAUUGCAGAAAACGGUGAGGGAGAAGGUGCCGGCAGUACAAGUGGCGGCAAAGAAAAAUGCCAUCUUAUGUAAGAAUCAGAUCAACUUUCACGUUGGAGGACCACAGAUGACAGUACUCUGGAGGCUUUUGAACGUAUUUACACACCAACAAUCGGUCGGGUCAAAAGUGCUUUUGGGUAAUAUAAAGAACAGAGUGACUUAAUUCAAAUACUUCCAAAACUAUACUCAUUCAUGUUAUACAUUUCGAAAAGUAUUUCCCAAACUACAACCAAGUUGUAUUUAUGAAAA
Messenger RNA from Stomoxys calcitrans (stable fly), 942 nucleotides. RefSeq names its product GTP-binding protein Di-Ras2. Gene Ontology annotation, molecular function: GDP binding; GTP binding; GTPase activity. Lineage: Eukaryota; Metazoa; Arthropoda; Insecta; Diptera; Muscidae. Gene Ontology annotation, biological process: signal transduction. The record is from RefSeq and is a predicted model, not a curated record. The transcript has 5 exons. Bases 1 to 726 code for a protein of 241 amino acids. Gene Ontology annotation, cellular component: plasma membrane.